This is a messenger RNA of Egretta garzetta (little egret), 1431 nucleotides long. It is a transcript of the gene NOXO1, whose product is annotated as NADPH oxidase organizer 1. The record is from RefSeq and is a predicted model, not a curated record. Gene Ontology annotation, molecular function: phosphatidylinositol binding; protein binding; superoxide-generating NADPH oxidase activator activity. The transcript is spliced from 7 exons. Gene Ontology annotation, biological process: superoxide anion generation. The coding region runs from base 1 to 1431 and encodes 476 amino acids. Lineage: Eukaryota; Metazoa; Chordata; Aves; Pelecaniformes; Ardeidae.
AUGAUGUUUGUGUCUUGGUCAGAUCAGAACAACAUUCUCAUCUACCGGACAUUUGAAGACUUUAAAAGAUUCCAUAAAGAGCUGAAGAGAAAAUUCCCCAUCGAGAGUGGCUCGCUCAGGAGAUCUGACCGGACGAUACCCAGGCUUAAAGGUAAGGAGAACAUUGUUGAUGCAAAUGCGAAGCAGAGGAUGGGUGGGAAGCUGAACAGGUGCCUGGAGAUACUGAAACUGCUGGAAACUUACUCCCAGGAGCUGCUGAAAACGGACGCUAAAAUUUCCCAGGGUGAAGAUGUGAUUCAGUUUUUCAAGGCACAGACCCAAGACCUAGAUCCCUGCUUUCCUGAAAACAGUGUUGUGAUCAUGCCAUCAGAAAUUGGAGGGGAAAAGAAAACCCAGCCACGGCAGCAGCUCUCCUCUAUUACACACCCCCAGGCAACCCAGAGCUACAGGUGCAUCGAAACCUUUGAAACCAAAGACACAAAGAACAAGGCUUUCAAAGUCGCCAAGAAGGAAAUCGUUGAAGUGUUAAUCAAGGACAUGACUGGAUGGUGGCUAGUGGAAAAUGCAGACAAGCAGAUAGCCUGGUUCCCAGCCUCGUACCUGGAAGAGAUUGACCUCCACAAGGAUGUCCAGAACACCCUGAGCUCAAAGGAGGAGGGUAGCCUGUACUUUGUUGUGCAGGCCUACGAGUCUCAAAAGGCAGACGAGCUCUCGCUGAACAACGGUGUCGUCGUGGAGGUGGUCAGGAAAUCUGACGACGGCUGGUGGCUGAUCCGGUACAACGGCCGUACUGGCUACAUGCCCUCCAUGUGCCUCCGGCCCUACAAGAAUCCUCACCACAAGCUCCAGACCAUCAUAAGCUGUGGGCUCAAUGUCUCCACCCCAAACCUCUGCUCCCCCCUGAUGGCUCCCCAGCCCCGGGGUGAGGCCGUGGGGCAGCGCAGCGUGCAGGCUUCCUCUUCGCUUGACCAGACUGAAGAAGACAUGAGCGCUCCUAGAAGCAGAUCAAGGUCUCUGCCCAGGGCCAGCUCCACCCCGGACCUGGAGUCAGACAGUUCGGCCCUCAGCUCCGGGAGCAGCAGCGAGUGGGACAGCCAGCUGAGCUGGAAGCCUAACUUGUCAAGAUCUCUGCCUGAAGUCGAGCAGGCUCGGAGCACUCCCCCAGGACAUACCUUGGCCACAGACAGCAGCAAGUCUCCACGCCUCACCCACGACAACAGGAAUGAUUCCGGCUUUGUGGAAUCAUCUGCAGCCGAUCUAAGCUACUCCCUCACUGACCCAGACUUGGCCACUUGUGUCCCCAAGGUGCCCGUGCGCCCCUCAGCCCAUGAGAUCCUCCAGAAGUGCAGCACCAUCACAAAGCGAGCCGUGCAGCAGUCUUCCUCCCGGCCAGCCCUCCCGGCUGUGCUCCCUCUCUGCAGCACGCAUUAG